Lactuca virosa is the source of this 917-nucleotide messenger RNA. Lineage: Eukaryota; Viridiplantae; Streptophyta; Magnoliopsida; Asterales; Asteraceae. The record is from the annotation of a GenBank genome assembly.
AGCAGUGUAAGUAUGAAAGUAUGAAAUAACCAGGACCUUACACGUUGCUUUACAUGUAACGAAAGAAUCCGGCAGAAAGACGGUGACGAUAAACAUGGCGGGAGCCAUCUGCUUCCAUGCGCGGUUGCCGUUACAGCUUACGCAGCCCCAACGACGGCUCUACAGAGGCUUCGUAAAGCGUAAUGGUUUUCGGUGUUCGAAGAGUAACGAUGCCCCACAACUAUUGAAGGUUGUUGUUAGUGGAGCUACAGAAAUCCUAAGGCUCUUAUCUUCCUUCAACAAAAAUGAAUUAUAUGAAAUGGUUCCUGAACAGAAAUAUGAAACAUCUGCAUCUUCCUUAGAUGAUAUAAUGAUGAUAUUGAAGUCAGAUUAUGACAAUGCUUAUUUCGUCACAGGAAACUUUACUUCUGGAAUUUAUACAGACGAUUGUAUCUUUGAAGAUCCAACCAUUAGAUUCCGUGGGAAGGAGUUGUACUCUCGCAACUUGAAAUUGCUUGUACCUUUCUUCGAACAUCCAUCAAUCUCAUUACAAAGCAUCAAGAAAGUUAUCAACAGUGAAACAGAGUCUGUAAUGGCUUCAUGGAGACUAAGGACGUAUCUUAAAUUACCUUGGAGGCCUCUCAUUUUGAUUGAUGGGAUUACAGUCUAUGAUUUGGAUAAUCAAUUUAGGAUUGUUAAGCAUGUGGAGAGUUGGAGUGUUUCCCCUCUUGAAGCAAUCGGCCAGAUAUUCACCCCUAGCUCUGGCAGACCAGUUUAAUUUGGUAAAAACUACCAAGCAUUUAAAUGAAAUUGUGUAUACUAAAAAAUAAAAUGUCUAUAUCAUGAAUAGUUUAUUGCUUAAAUCAAGUUUUGUUUCACAUGAGAGAUUAUAGAUUGUAUUUUUAGUUUAUUGCUUAAAUUAAGUUUUGUGAUCCCAG